GUUUCUCAUCCUUGCAAAAGACAUCACAUGUCAUCUCCUCAGUUCUGCCGGCUUUUCUGCAGAACCAGUCAGCCACAGCCAUGCAAGCAAAGUCUGGGCGUCAACGAGCGCGGACCACUCGCUCGAGAACCGGCUGUCGAACUUGUCGAGCCCGCCGGAUCAAAUGCGACGAGACGCCAGGGAAAUGCCAAAAUUGUACGAUAGCGGGCUGGCCCUGUGAGGGCUCGGAUCUCAACCGCUUACCGGGCAAAGCGACGUAUAGCGCCCAGGACGCGGCACUGUUGCCGUCGGUGGCGGCGCAGUUCCCUUGGACUAUCACAUCCGACGAGAAACGCUGCCUCUCCUUUCUCUGGCAUCAUCAGAUCCCCGACUCGGUGGUUGUGUCGGGGGUGUCCGACCUAUUCUCGCCGCAGAACCUUGUCGGCCAACUGAGCGCUGUCGAGCCGGCCGUCUACCAUGCCCUUGUAGCCCUAAGUGCCAUCAAUCACCAGGUGCAUGAAGCAGGGAUUGCAAUUCCCGGACAGUCGCUGCGUAGUAAAUGGCAUCACUUCGCCCUGGAGCAGUCGCUGCGCUCAUUUUCUCUUCUGAAGCACCGGCCUGCCUCCCAAGAUCCACGUCUUCGCCAAGUGAUUCUGAUCUGCUGCCUGCUUUUCGUGCUGACGGAGCUGGCGUCCGCCCGCUACGACGACGCCAACACGCACCUGCAAGCGGGGCUGAAGAUUCUGAACGAGAGGACGCUGUCUUCUUCACCCAUAGACCCAGCCCUCUCCGACGCCUUCCUCUACCUGGAAUCGCACCCAGCGUUUCACGGAGUCCACCGGCCCUUCCGCGACCUGGACACCCAAUUCGCCCGGCUCGAGACCUUCGAAGCCCAGCUGCAACCAUUUCGGGAUGUCGAGCACGCGCGUCGGGCCCUCAACCCUCUCGUGCCUACCAUCUUCCGCCUCCUGGAACAGUGCUGGAGCCUGUCCGAGACCGACCUCGCACGCCAAUACGGUGUCUUGCAGCCCAAACAACAGCGCCUGCUGUCCUGUCUCACCCAAGUCAGAUCCUACUUCGACGACUUCCUGACAACGGAUCCUUACUUCACCGACCGCGAGCGACGCUCGGCCGACGUGGUGCAACUGAGUCUGCAGACCUUCACUUUAACCCUGAAGACCUGUCUGCAGGGCCCGUGGGAUCCUGCAUUACACCCACUGUGCCCGGAGUUCGAGGAUCUGAUGACGAGGAGUGUAGCGCUGAACGUGCAAAUGGGGACGCGCCCGCAGUUUACCCCGGAUGGGAUCCUCUGUGCUGCCCUUAGUUUCCUGGCGCUGCGAUGUCCGGAUUACCGCAUCCGUCUGCAGGCUAUCGCUGCACUCCGGGCGUCUCCCCGCGCAGAGGGGUACUAUAACGGCCUAGUGGUGGCGGAAUUCGCCAUCAGUGGAUUGAAGCUCGAGUUGACCCAAUCCACGUCGGGAUCGAUCAAGCAAGAUACCGGGCAGCAACGGCUACGGUUCGAGAAAUCGCCAUGUCCUCGAGGCAGAACCGUGGAGGAGCUUCUCGGUCUGCAGCAGGAUGAGCACUUGCUGGGGUCAAUUGCGACCCUGCGAGGCGCCUCGGAUUGGCUGUCGAACCAGUCGGGCGGGCAGGUCCAGACGGAGUGCUCAGAAAUCGGUGGGCAUCGGGUCUGGUAUCUCAACAGGUCGAAACCUGAGAGGGUGACGCGGGAAGAGGGAGCCAGAUAGCGGCCGUGGAUGUAUAGGACUGACCACGGAACGGAGCCUCUCGUAGUGAUACAGUGAAUUCAGAUAGCGCUAAGGAUAUGUACAUGCUUCCAACGCAAACGUCUAAUCAGUCUUUUCUUCAUCGCGUCUAGAUUGCUACUUUUACGCCGACUUGGCAACCUCACCCUUGACCCAGGCCUCCAGACCGCCAGCGGCGAUGAUCGCCUGCACGUUGGCGGGCAGCUCGCCCACCGGCUCCGUCCAGCUCUCUCC
This is a messenger RNA of Aspergillus uvarum CBS 121591, 1979 nucleotides long. RefSeq names its product Zn(II)2Cys6 transcription factor. Gene Ontology annotation, molecular function: zinc ion binding; DNA-binding transcription factor activity, RNA polymerase II-specific. The transcript has 2 exons. NCBI's taxonomy places the organism in Eukaryota, Fungi, Ascomycota, Eurotiomycetes, Eurotiales, Aspergillaceae. The coding region runs from base 81 to 1727 and encodes 548 amino acids. Gene Ontology annotation, biological process: regulation of DNA-templated transcription. The record is from RefSeq and is a predicted model, not a curated record.